GUGACCCCUCCGUAGGUGUCCCUGGAGCGCGUGCUGUACUCGGAGCUCUUCCCGCCGCCUCCGUGCGCGGUGCCCGCGCGUCCGGCAGGCCGGAGCGCGGCGCGUCCGUGAAGCUGCCGGGCCGCGAGGGAUGCGGAGGCGGUGGAGAAGGGCGUUAGGAAGCGAUGCUUGAACAGAGUUGGAGAGCGAAGUGUCUUAUAAAGCGCCCCCGUGAAAUGCACGGUUGUCAGGUUCAAGUAGUGGAAAUUAAGUGGGCUAAUGUGAUUGUGGUAAACAGCUUAAGCUCGAGUGCGGUAAAUCAUCUCAAUAGUCACAUCUCCAUUUCUCAAGUUUCCCCAGAUCGACAGUGCUGCACUCUCCACUGCCAGCUCCUCAGAGGAGGCUGUAGCCUGGAAAAAGGAGCAGUCCCCGUUUCUGCGGGGCACCUGUGGAGUCGUUGGCACCUUCAGACCCCAAAAUAAAAGCCUCCAAAAGAGGCAGCGCUUUGCAUUUCAAGAUGGACCAAUUUGAAGAUGUAUCAGAUGGUGAAGUGGAUCAUGCUUUCUUUGACAGUGAUUUUGAGGAACACCAAAAGAAAGAUGAAGAAAAUGGUGAAUGUAUAGAGAAGGAAAGUACGAAGGCAGUUCUUUCAGACCCUGACUUGGUUUCUAAUUCAAAGGAUGAGAACUGUUCUGAAGAGGAAAGUGAAGAAAAGCAGAAAGAUUUGGUGAAGGAUCAAUGCCUAGAAAAUCUGACAGACUAUCCUGAGGAUGCUUCAUCUUUGUCUCUUUCUCCAGUUUCAGAGAACGCAGGUACAUCUGGAGCAACAUCUGCAGCAGAUAGGGGAACACAGGAGAAUGUUUCUGCUGGAAUCCCCAAAAUAGUUAAAGAAGGUGAAGAAGAUUAUUAUACAGAUGAAGAAGAUAGUAGUGAUGAUGGCAAAAAACAGAAGGUUAGACCAAAGUCGGCUAAACAAUCAAACAGCCUGAAAAAAACUAACAAAAAAUAUACUAAUAUCAGCUCUUCCUCAUCUUCCUCUUCCUCAUCUUCCUCAUCUUCCUCGUCCUCAAGCUCAGACACAGAUUGUUCUGAUACAGAUUCUGAUAGCUGUUUAUCAGAUUCGUCACAUUCUUCCUCGAAGAGGAAUGCUUGCAGCGUGGCUCUUCUGUCUCCAAAACAAAAAUUCAGAUCAGGAAUGAAGUCCGCAGAAGGAAAACCAAAACUUGGUGACUACUUGGAGGAGUCUGAAGACACAGUGACUGAUGUAACACCUUUGUCAACCCCAGACAUCAGUCCUAUCCAGUCAUUUGAACUUGCAGCAUCAAAUGAUAAGAAAUUAAAAAUAAAAAGACAGGAAAAUGUGAGCCAAGAACUAUAUGAUUCCGAGUUUGAUCGCAGAUAUAGUCGAAAAGUCUUGCAUGAUGCCAUGGACCUGAAUCAGCUUUUGAAAGCUUUUCUACAGUUGGAGAAGAAGGAACAACAAAAAAUAAUCAUUGAUCCGCCAUCUAAAGGAUCAAGGAAAAAUUACUCUUUCACAAAUGAAGAAGUAAGACAAAUUGAUCGGGAAAACCAAAGGCUGUUGAGAGAACUGUCCAAACAGUCUGCAAAGCCAAGAAGCAGAAGUGCAGCUCUGAAGAAAUCAGCUGUUCCCCCUCCUAAAUUGUACCACAGCGCCCUCAACAGGCAAAAGGAACAGCAAAGGAUUGAAAGAGAAAACCUGGCUUUUCUGAAAAGACUGGAAGCAGUGAAACCAACAGCUGGUAUGAAGCGUUCUGAACAACUGAUGGACUAUCAGCGCCAGAUGAGUUAUCUAAGUUCUUCACCAGCUGCAAGAAGAGGAAAGUCAUCUUUCAGCCAGCUUAGCCCUUCGAGAGGCACUUCAAGGGCAUCCAGUGUAUCAACUACAGCAAGCCAUAGGAACGAAAAACCUCUGUCCGAUUCAUCCAGUGGGGCGUUACAGAGACCUAAACCCACUAAUGUUCGUGCUGCUUGGUUAUAAGUGUGUUCUUUGCCUCACAGGCUGAGAUGAUCCUGAGAUUUCUAUUUCUAGUGCUUUUGUAAAUUCUCUGUGCAAGAAUCUCCUCUUCUGCAUUGUUUGGUGAUUAAAACGCAUUGCACAUGAA
Molecule: messenger RNA, 2102 nt
Organism: Rhea pennata
Lineage: Eukaryota; Metazoa; Chordata; Aves; Rheiformes; Rheidae
Gene: CFAP97
Product: cilia and flagella associated protein 97
Exons: 6
Coding region: 497-1978 (493 amino acids)
Biological process (GO): spermatogenesis
Source: RefSeq, a predicted model, not a curated record